Pseudogymnoascus verrucosus is the source of this 1014-nucleotide messenger RNA. RefSeq lists its product as uncharacterized. Gene Ontology annotation, molecular function: oxidoreductase activity. The record is from RefSeq and is a predicted model, not a curated record. The coding region runs from base 1 to 1014 and encodes 337 amino acids. Lineage: Eukaryota; Fungi; Ascomycota; Leotiomycetes; Thelebolales; Thelebolaceae. The transcript has 2 exons.
AUGUCUACAUACGCCAAAAACCAGCCUAGCGGCUUCAAAAACACUAUUGAGAGAGUCGCCAUUGUCGGGGCCGGAGGCACCGUUGGAGCGCACAUCACUGCAGCCCUCCUUAAAACCGGAAAACACACAGUCACAGCCCUCUCCCGCGAAGACAGCGGCAAUAAACUCCCCGAGGGUGUCCUCGUCGCCACAGUUGACUACGACGAUGAGGCCACCAUUGUCGCCGCUCUCAAGGACCAGCAAUUUUUCAUCAUCACCGUGGCCCCCACAGCGCCCCGGGACACCCACAGUAAGCUUGUCCAGGCAGCUGCUAAGGCUGGCGUUCCGUACGUCAUGCCCAACGGAUACGGUGGCGACAUUGACAACAUUAAACUGGGCGAGGAGACGAUGCUAGGUCCCGUGGGUAAGGCAAACAGGGACGAGAUUGAGAAGCUUGGUAUGCAGUGGAUCACCGUGUGCUGUGGGUUUUGGUAUGAUUACAGCCUGGGGGGCGGUGAGUCGCGCUUUGGAUUCGACUUUGACAAGCGUUCCCUGACAAUCUAUGACGAUGGAAAUACCAAGAACUCGACGUCGACCUUGUCGCAGGUUGGGCGCGCCGUGGCCAAGGUUCUGAGCCUCAAUGAGCUUCCCGCUGACGAAAACGACAAGAGUCUUACUCUGUCGAGCUUCCUCAACAAGGGCGUAUACCUUAAAAGCUUUGUGCUAAGCCAAAACGACAUGUUUGAGAGCGUCAAGCGCGUGACAGGCACCACUGACGCCGACUGGACGGUUACUCACGAGGACUCUAAGAAGCGAUACGAGGACGGCCUGGCGCAAGUUAAGAGUGGUAACAUGGCUGGUUUUGCCAAGUUGCUGUACUCGAGGGCGUUUUUCCCAGGGGAUUCGAGUGACUUCUCUGCCAAGACGCAGAAUGAGCUGCUUGGGUUGCCAAAUGAGAGCCUGGAUGAGUCUACCAAAGUUGGAAUAGAUAUGGUUAAGGUCUUGCAGCAACGUUUUGAGCGGAUGGCUUCCUAG